This is a messenger RNA of Metopolophium dirhodum (rose-grain aphid), 723 nucleotides long. Its product is annotated as tigger transposable element-derived protein 4-like. The transcript has a single exon. NCBI's taxonomy places the organism in Eukaryota, Metazoa, Arthropoda, Insecta, Hemiptera, Aphididae. Gene Ontology annotation, cellular component: nucleus. Gene Ontology annotation, molecular function: DNA binding. The coding region runs from base 1 to 723 and encodes 240 amino acids. The record is from RefSeq and is a predicted model, not a curated record.
AUGACCGGGAGUGACAAAAGAAAGCUGCUAGUAGUGGGGAAAAGCUUAAAACCUCGAUGUUUUAAAAAUAUGUCUAUAAAUAAAAUGCCAGUGCAUUACCACGCGAAUAAAAAUGCAUGGAUGACUUCAACCAUAUUUUCAAACUGGCUAUAUGAAUGGGAUAAGGAAUUGCAAGCAAAAUCUAGGUCCAUACUUCUUCUUAUUGAUAACUAUGCUGCACAUCCAAAAAACGUUCAACUCAAAAACAUCACUUUAGAACUUUUGCCCCCAAAUACGACAUCCUUAAUCCAACCCUCAGAUAUGGGUAUUAUCAAAAACCUCAAGGUGAGAUAUAGAAUGAAACUAGUUCAUAUUAUUCUAGAAAAAAUUGAGGAAAACCUGUUUGAUCAAUCUGCAACUGCUAAUCAAAUAAGUGGCAAAAUAAACAUAUUACAAGCGAUACAGUUUGUAUCGGAGAGUUGGCGAGAAGUUAGCUGUUUAACUAUUAUGAAUUGUUUCGCUCAUUGUGGAUUUUCUAAUUUUAUUGGUCCACAACCUGAGUUGACUGAGUUGGAUAAACAAUUUUUAUUUGUUCAAAACCAUAACGAAUUUGAAAACAUUGAUGAAAAUGCUCCCUGUUUUAAUGAUAAAUUGAGGAACUGCCACAGAUGCUCUACGGAGGCAAAAAAAAUGUUUAAAAGUGGAGCUGGAGCCGAGACAGUUAAACAAUGGAAACAAAAUUAA